This is a messenger RNA of Exophiala dermatitidis NIH/UT8656, 7618 nucleotides long. RefSeq names its product zinc-finger protein CreA/MIG. The transcript is spliced from 2 exons. Gene Ontology annotation, molecular function: RNA polymerase II cis-regulatory region sequence-specific DNA binding. Gene Ontology annotation, cellular component: cytoplasm; nucleus. The coding region runs from base 1768 to 3057 and encodes 429 amino acids. The record is from RefSeq and is a predicted model, not a curated record. NCBI's taxonomy places the organism in Eukaryota, Fungi, Ascomycota, Eurotiomycetes, Chaetothyriales, Herpotrichiellaceae.
GUGUGCCGAGCGGUACGUCUCGGCCUUCCCCAUCUUUUGCCGUGACUGCCAGUGUGACGCGCCUUUCCCCCAUGAUUGCCAAAUACUGUCCUUGACGUUCACGCGGAAUGCCUCCAGAAGAGAUGCAAUACCUGGGUACCGUAACUGCUACAGUCGAACUGAAGCACCGGCAACAUUGCGGUCUAGGUAGAGCGGUAUAGGUCUUUGCGCUUUAGGGUUCGUCUACGCACGGGGCAUGAGCAGCAUCAUUUCAUAGACCGAUCGUCUUUCAAUUAUUGAAUCUCCCUCAUACAAACUUUUGAUGCGGAUAGAGCGGUUCCAAUUUAUUUGCCAGACCGAUCAAUUAUACCUUGGCCCUGGACCUCGUAGCCCCAGUCACCGUAACGGCGCCCAUCCUCUGUCAUCAUCCCGAGAAAAUUUCACUCCAGGCCACAUUAUUGACCACAGCUCGUAACUCUUUCGGCCUGGCUUGCCACCCUGGCCUUCCCCGGAUCAUCCUUCUACCUGGUACCAAGUCCACCUUCGCCUUGUGAGGUGCUUGUUUUUCGGUGGCAUCCUCAGGGAUGUAGAGGUCAUGUAGAACAGAUACGAGGGCGAAAACAAUGCCAGUACGCCCACUAGAGGCUCCGAUCGGCCAGAAUUGAAGGCUGUGCGUUGAGAUUUCGAGAAAAAAAAAUACGGCCGAGGAAGGGGAAGUGUGGGACAGUAAACUGAAAGUGGGCGGCCGCCUGAGCCUGUCGGCCUUCUUUCUCCUGGCACCCGCAGCCGCAACUGCGCCGGCACUGGCUCUCUGGCAUUUUCAUGUGGUGCCAGGGCCAGUGGGAGGGGAGAGAGGCCGAGCUGCGAUCCUUGACACAUCCUGGGCAGCCAUCGCUCUGCCCGCGGGUCCUGGCGCCCUCCCCCGGAGCGUCCUCUACAACUACUAGGUAGACUCAUCACGGACGGACGAGGCAGCGACACUCUCAGGCCCCUUCAGCUCGUCAUCUUCCCUUUCCAGCUGUGGUCCGAUAAGGAUCAUGCUAGCACGUUCUCAGUGGGGAUAAGCACCACUGGAUACUUAGGGACAUCUCGCCGCCCGCCGCAGUUCGGUGGCUCCCACUUUUUUGUUACGACAGCGUCGGACGCACACACCGCACACAGAGACCACCAGAGACCGUGGGCACUGCUACUGCUACUCUCCCUCUCUGACACACGCAACCUGACACAACCCACAUUCCCAAACCCAACCCAGGCACCCAGGGCAGGAAAUAAUUUCGACGCCUUUCGGCCCUCGCUUCCUCUUCCGCACGGCAUCACUCAGGCUCGGCCAGCGAAGGAAAAAAACCCAAACACCGCACAGAACUUAACCACAAUCAUCCCGACCCCUGCCUCCCCCGGUCUCCAGUUUCCAGUCCGCAUUCCCGGAUAGCCUCCUACACACCCAACUGGUCAAAUUACCUUCCUCCCUUCUCCAACAUCGGCUCAAUUCUCUUACAUUUGUUUCUUUUCUUCCUUCCCCCAGUCGGUCACCACCACACCAUACAUCACCUCGAAUCAACACACUACACACAAGCAUUCGCUGCACAGCGCCCUGCCUGCGACACCACCCACGCUACUGUAUCGCAGUUCACUGCAAGUUCACCUGCACUUCAGCCUGCGCCUGCGCCUCUCCCGAACCCGGGUCUGCCGCCUCGUCUUCUGUUACGCCGCCAUAGCCUGGCCUACUUAGUGCCUGAUUCACCCCACGAUAAGCGAUCAUCUUGGGGAACGAAGUCGCUCCUUGCUCGAAUGCAACGCUCUUCGUCUGCAGUAGACUUUACUGCGCUCCUUAAUCCAACUCCUCCUUCUUCUGAACCUGCAACGCCUUCGCGGUCCUCACAAAGCACACCUGCUCCGACUCCCGCCUCAUCAACGAGUGCUCCAACGACCACGCAAAGUGACAACAUGGCCGCCGCUGUCAGCCUACUGCCCACUGCCGUGGCAUCACAGAAUACGCACACUGAGGAGAGACAGGAUCUCCCUCGUCCCUACAAGUGCCCUCUCUGCGAUCGAGCCUUCCACCGCUUGGAGCAUCAAACUAGACAUAUUCGAACGCACACUGGAGAGAAGCCUCACGCUUGCCAGUUCCCCGGAUGUAGCAAGCGCUUCAGCCGCUCUGACGAGUUGACCCGCCACUCGCGCAUCCACAACAAUCCCAACUCUCGUCGCAACCAGAAAACCCACCAAGUUGCCGCCGCCGCUGCCCUUGCCGGACUCCAAGAUGGCUCGAACCAAGUUCUGGCGGCUCAGGCGCAGAUGAUGCCGCCUCCCAACAAGAACAGCCUGCCUAGGUCCGCACCUGUAUCUGCCGCUGGCUCCCCCAAUGUUUCGCCGCCUCAUUCAUUCGCUGUACAUGCUACCCAUAGUCCGCAUGUCCCGACACACCUUGGGCCUUUUGGGCGCAGUGACGAUCGGAACGCCAUGGACAUCAAUCUCCUCGCUACAGCGGCCUCGCAGGUUGAGAGAGAUGAGCAUAUCACCAGGGUACCGUAUCAGCAUCAGCACCACCUGUUCAGCCAUCGCACGCAUCACAGUAACGGACGGCUUCCAUCGUUGUCCGCUUACGCCAUCUCGCACUCUAUGUCCAGAUCUCACUCGCAGGAGACCCACGAUGACGACCAUCGUGUGAAGAAAUCCAGGCCGAAUUCGCCCCAUUCGACUGCUCCUUCUUCGCCCACCUUUUCUCACGCAUCGAUAUCGCCAACUCCGGAUCACACUCCUCUUGCCACGCCAGGCCAUUCUCCUCGUCUGCGACCGCUUGGCAGCGAUCUUCAACUGCCAGGCCUACGGCAUUUGUCUUUGGGACACGCGCCCCUCCUCGCACCCAUGGAACCCCAGGCUGACGGCUCGUACUCGCACAUUCCGCCACCACAGCAUUCUGGCCCGUCCAUCGCCGACAUUGUCACCGGCACUCAGCGUAAACUGCCUGUGCCUCAACUUCCAAAGAUCGGCGUGUCUGAGAUGCUGAGUGUACCGCCCGGAAUCAGCUCCGGUGAUUCCAGUGCAGCUGCGUCAGUCAAUGGGGAUUUUUCCCGGUAGCCUUAGGGUUUCAGUGGAGAUUUCCAGCACCGUCUACGACUUUCAACGUUUAGCCGUGGCAUGAGGCUAGAGUUACUGUUUACAGUAACCUUGCUUUACAUAUCCACUUUCGAUGUUUACUGGAGUUUGGAAGGGGCUUCUUUUCUAUGAUUCUCAGCGGGGAAGCGCUAAGAAUUGGCUUGAACGGGAUCAAUUGGAGAACAACAGCGAGGAGCAAGGUAUAGACAGGAAACGGAACCGAAACUGAUCGCGCAGUACGACUGCCUCUGAUAGAACGGCGUUUGGGUCAUGUAUCUGGGACAAGACGAGGAUAUCAAGGUUAGGCAAAGAAUCGCCCGGUAGCGAUUGACGGCCAGCUUAUGGUUUUACAUGUGUAACUUCAGAUAAUCCAAUCAGUCUGUUUACAGAGUUUGUUGUACUGGAGGCAUUUUUUUUUCAUGACUUAACUUCGUACCUUCCUCAUCAAGUAGCUGCCAGGACAUGAACAGUCGAGAUGCGCAGCAAGAGAGGCUGCAAACCUUGGGACCUUCUACCUGGCGUGGGUGCUAUGAGAAGUACACUACGGCCUCAUCUCGGAGAGAAAUCUUUGGCACAAUACACAGGGGACCUUGAAGUCGAGGGACAGAUACACUACGUUGUCGUCGCCUUGAACACUCCGUUUACACAGCUCUCAAAAUCCACCAGCGCACCGAAAUGCGCCCUUCCCCCACACUACGGUUCUGAGGGUGUCAUAUUGCACGGUCAGCAUCUCCAGCGCAGUAAUCACGCGAGAGGGUAGGUAAGCGUGCAAGGGGAAAGGAUGAGUAAUAAAAUAGUGUAACAAAUUGUAAGAAACACGGUUGCGAGGACAGAGGAGAGGCAUUACUCAUUGUUGACAGUGUGCUUCAUGAAUCUGCCUUCCCCGGAUCUUUUGCGAUGCUAGCAGCAGCUGAUUCCGACCGCAUUUGGUCAAAGAAGAGAUAGGGAAAAAAGCACGGGGUCAAUCGUGGAGUCCCCAGCUUUGCUCUCGGUUCUGUUCUGGGUGCCUCUGCAGGAGUCUACACACCGGCACCCGGAAUGUUUCCCAGUUGAGCCCUGAGAGUGCCAGCCGAGAUGAGCAGCAGCGACAUCUCUGCAACGAUCACGGCAUUAUUGGAUCGGCUUUGGCAUCGUUUAUGGUGAUGGUGCAAGAUCAGCAUCUUCGAACACCCGCUGAUCGCCACAGACCAACAAGGCCCCUGUCGGCUUAUCGAAGCAUGGGUUCUACGCUGUACAAUUGUACAUGCAGUAGUGGCAAGAGAACCCGACUAUUGCUCCCGGCCGUGCUCAAUGCAGGCAAUGGACUAUUGGCCGAGGGUAUGUAAGUCUGUAAGCGUCGAACCAGGUUCAGUACUACGGUGGCAGUCAGUGCUCUUCUAUCGAUGUGCGGUCGAAUACUACAAUGGUACAAUACUAUCGACUGGGGUGGAGCCCGGUGAAGCGAGGAUCUCCUUCUGUUGCUGGUUGCCGUAAGCAAUCCCUCGUGUCCGCCCCCCAAAACCACAGACAGACAGAAAGACAGAUAGCGAUGAGUGAGUGGGCCGAGAGAGGCCAGGCCAGGCCUGAGUGUUUUCGUGCCCGAUCCUAUCGCUGCCCCAUAUUCAUGAUGCCAGAAGACUGUCUGAAAGCGCCAAAAAUUACGUCUUUUCGGCGGCCGAUGGCUAAAUUCAGUCAGUCGGAGCCGUAGCUCGAGCUCGAGCUCACGUUCACGCACAAGCUCUGGGCCAGACGAAGCCCCAGUCUGGGUGACGACACCGCGAUCGAGAGAUAAGGUGCCCAAUAUCUCUGACAUAUUGUCUCAGCGCAAUCUCCUUUCGUGCGUGAGGGUUGCCGAUGAAACUGCAACCCAGCAAAAGGCCUAUCGCCAACGUAAACAUAUUUGGCACCGACACGAUAAGCAGCGGGUUACGGGGGAUCGAAGGGAUAGCAGGCCUGGCCCGAGUCUUUCGCUCAACAGCAUCACACCAUCGAGACACGAAAUUCAUCCCUCGGGUUCUCGCAUCUCCCACCCCUUUUCCCCAAUAGCACGAGCCGGCACAAGUCAAAAGAUCGCCAAAUAGGCCAACUUCCCCGUAUUCAUGCCGCUCCGAGCAGCCCCCACCGGAACUAGUGGGCACUGGAGAGAUAGAUCCGGGGCGGAUAAAUAAAACGUCAAGGAUCGGGGUUUCAGCAGCUUCACCGAGCCUGUUUCCCGCGGGGAACCGUGGAAGUCGAGUCACCGACCGGGAUCACAUGCCGCUACCUGGACAAGGACAAAUUGCUAUAUGAUUGAUUGUUGAGGGACAGGUUAUCAGGAAGGACUUGAUAACCGGUGGUUCAGUUUCCAUCUCGUCUCCAGCUGCUCAACUUGACAGAGCACAUGCUCUCGGCUUCGGCAACCUUCCUCCCACGACUUGAUAUCAAGGACCUCGUGCCGUGCGCCGCUGAAGUGUGUGACGGACAGGGAUCAGCUCUACUAUCACAGGGAGAGCUUGCUACAUUCCUCUCAUUCGAGGGCGCCAGCAUCGCCUAACACUAUCGACACGUCACUGUUUGGGCAUUCUUCGGAGCAAUCCCUGAACCUCCCACGGGGCGCGGAAGGAUAUCCAGACGACCAGCCAGCACCCAGCACUGCCUUGUGCCACGGCAUCCCGUGGUUUGUUGAUUCUCCCCUGGUCUCUCACCAUUUUUCUCCCUUCGUGUUGUUACUGCUACCUGCUUAUCCGGCUCAGCCCCAACCACGGUUAGAUUGCGGGGCCGAAGGGGCCACGUUCCGCAGACACCAAAGGCGGGAUGUGAGAGGUCGCAAUCCGCUAACGAGUCAAACGACGACAAGGACCUCCGUGGUGGCAUUGUGUGUCACAUAGGUAGGUUUCUACAUCCUGAUUUCCAGUGACACCAUAUAUGGGCUGCCAGUGGCGUUGUUCGCUUCUGUGUGCUGUAUAGUGGUUGGACAGGGGUCUUCUACACACUCGAAAAGGUCGGAUGUGUUUCUCGCUAACCGAACAGCCUCACUCACUACUGACAAGGGCAUUCGCGGUGGCUUUGGGUCAUGAUUCAAACCGGCUAAGGCUUAGCUGGAGUCGGCCCUCCCCCUUUGCCGCUGUCUAUACUGGGAGGACAGUUCAACGCUGACGGCGAGGCCUUCCUUUGGGCCAGACCGCCCUUUGGCAGUCUCUCAUGAGAUUCAGUCGCCCCCCGUUUUGUUAUGACUCCCAAAGCCACUCGGGGGCGUUGGCUUCCUUGAUACAAGCAGACGGACCAGGCUCCAUCUCCUUCCAUUCGACGUCUCCUUGCCUCCUGCAUGUCGGUCGGAAAGAGAUCAAAGAUUUCACAAUUUGUUCGCCUAGGGUGAAAACUUUGCUGUCUGUUUAUAUGUUAUCAGAAGAGCGUGCAUGACGAUGAACGUCAAAAAAGCGACGCUCAGGGCGAAAACUGCCUAGGAUUGGGUGCCUGAGCAUCGCCGGCAUGAUCAACUCAUCGGAUACGCGAACUUCCCGAUAACCCUGUCCGACCGAUGCGCAUUUGGUUCUGCCCGAUGAAACUUGGAAGGGACCUGAAGCAUUUCAUGCCAAUGCAUGAAGGUGCCUUCGUGACCGGUUAUGGGCACGACCGUGCUUCUUGAUCCUUUGCCUCCAGUGCAAUCAGCGGCUCAAUCACGAACCUAGUCCAUCAACCAUUGAAGGGACGUCAUGACAUGGAUCCUUGUCGCAGUAUUAUAAGGUUUGAGAAAGAGUCAAUAGUCCACUGCAUUGCAGCCUGAGGAGAAAAAGAGUUCAGGCACCCUCAUCUCGAGACAAGAGACUUUCCCUUCACCCGGUGAGUAUGGUUGACCUUGACGUUCUGAAACGUCCCCCAAACUCAGUUUGUCCGGCUGUACCUACCUGUAGGUAGCUUUAUCUUUUUCUGCUUUCCCAAUCCGGUCACAUUGGAAGUCAUCAGCGCGCCGAAAUUUCUCCAGCGGAAAGUCUGAAUCGUUUCCUCUGCAUCUAUCUUCCCCAUCUAUUACCCCACAGAAGUUGGGGGAUCCUUCAAGCUUUGUGGAGGGAAUGUGCUUGACCAAUGUGCCCGUCUCGGUACUUCGUCGCACCAGGAAGAGAAUCGGCGUAGCCAUUACAGUUCAGGAUCUGAACUCACUGAUUCAUGCCAUGGGACCGCCAUAUACUUUGGAUGGCUUCAAGUUUGGGAGCUCGACCCGGCUGCCCUAUCAAAUCUACCCAAGCCACGACAGCCGGAAGUGUUCUGUCCUGGCUUGCAGUGCAGUGGUUAGUCUUCUACAGGCACAGGCACCUUUCGCGGAACCCGAAAACGAGACCCUGACCCGGGAUGUGUAAGAAAACCGUGGCUGCUCGUCCAUCUUCCUCCUCUUCUCAGACUACCGGUAGGUUGGUGGUCACCUUGCUACAGUACGUGACACACUCAUAUUGUACUGCAAGCAUCCAUGGCCUCUAUUUUUGCAUUGUAGCCCACAUGUGAUGGAGACUUCGUUGGCCAUUGGGAAAGGGGAGGGGAGUAUAUAGAUUGGAGAAUAUUAGUAUCAUGAGUUACCAUACAUUAACAUCGG